Messenger RNA from Aspergillus fischeri NRRL 181, 2139 nucleotides. RefSeq names its product transcription factor IIF subunit TFG1. The record is from RefSeq and is a predicted model, not a curated record. The coding region runs from base 1 to 2139 and encodes 712 amino acids. Gene Ontology annotation, cellular component: nucleus; transcription factor TFIIF complex. The transcript is spliced from 4 exons. Gene Ontology annotation, molecular function: DNA binding; TFIIF-class transcription factor complex binding; RNA polymerase II general transcription initiation factor activity. Gene Ontology annotation, biological process: transcription initiation at RNA polymerase II promoter; positive regulation of transcription elongation by RNA polymerase II. NCBI's taxonomy places the organism in Eukaryota, Fungi, Ascomycota, Eurotiomycetes, Eurotiales, Aspergillaceae.
AUGACUUUACCUGCCAGUGAUGCAAACUCACAAACUCACACAAGCGCUCACAAAGCUCCGCCGAUGCGAUUUCGCCGUCCUAAAGUUGCAGACCCUUUAGUCAGGCCAAAAAAGAGGGUUAUAGCACGACCGGCAGCUACUUCGGCUUCUUCUGUUGGUAUAGACACAAAACCAACAACUCGUCCAGUAAUUCCCGAUAUCACCCCCGCGACCCAAGCCGAGAAAGCUGCCCCCGGCGCCCCCCAAAAUGAUUUCUCAGUGAAUGGUUUCAGCGGUCCUUUACUGUCUGAGACUUAUGUGGAUUAUCCCAUAGUGAUCACGAAGCGAUCGUUGCGAGUAGGCUUGAAACAUCACAUCGCUCGCUUCGCGUCCAAGAAGACUAUCGAUCCUCGUGAUGAGUCUCAAUUUACUCGACCUGUCAGACUUCAACGUCGAGACCCUAGAGCAAAGACGCAAGAGAUGAAUCAGGACAAAGGCCAGACACAGAAGUUGACGCCUCAAUCUAGUCACCAGUUAGGCGAUGCCGAGAGGGAGGAGCUUGAAGCUAGAAAGGCCGCGAGAGAAAAAGAGCGUGCUGAAAAUUUGGCCCAAAUAGCCCCUUCCAUGGGGUCAGCACCCAAGCGGGCCAAUGUUCCGAAACAAAAGACGCAGCAAGUGUCGAAGACAGACAUGACACCUGAAGAGGUCGCCAGAGCACGAAUUAAAUACGAAGAGGCUUUACCUUGGCAUCUCGAGGACUUUGACAACAAGAAUAUCUGGGUGGGAAACUACGAAGCCGCUCUUUCCGAAACACAUGCCGUAUUCAUACCCGAGAAUGGUAGGAUGAGGAUGAUACCAGUAGAGAAAUGGUAUAAAUUCGGUGCCAAGAGCCAAUUCAGAGCUCUAACCAUUGAAGAAGCGGAAAGAUUUAUGGCAAAGAAAAUCAAAGAUCCCAGGUGGUUUAUGGAAAAGCAACAAGAGCAAGCACAGCGUAAGGAAUUGGAACAAUUCGCAAAACAACGGAAGGUUUACGCUGGUAAACAAGGCACCCCAGCAGGUGCUGACGGCCUGGAAGCCGAUGAAAUGGAUUUCGAAGAAGAUCGGUUUGCGGAUGAUGAAGAGCACGAUGAUCUUUUCAACGAAGACGAGGAGACCAAGGCAGCGGAAAAGCGGAUCAAACAGGAUCAGCUGAAGGCAAACGUCUUCGAUUUGAAGGAUGAAAAGGAUUACGAAGAAGAGGAGCUCAGGGAAAAGAGAGAACGGGAAGCUCGCCGUAUACUGGGCAAGAAGGUCCGCAAAGCCCUCAAAAAACGAGAGAAGAAUUACGACUAUAGCAGUGGCUCUGAUGUCAACCCCUACUCUGAUGAAGAGAGCUCUGAUGAUAGCGAAGCUGAACGAUUACGGGAAGAGGAGCGAAAAGCUGAAGAGGAAAAAAAUAAGAAGGAUUCAGCUCCCUCGACAAGGGGAAAUGUUACCCCAUCUGGCCGUCCGAAGCACACUGAACCUUUGAAGAAGGGCCCAGGUGCAGCGUCGCGGAAACGGCUUGGGUCUCCAAAUGUAUCAGAUGCAAGUGGCACAGAUACCUCUCGCAAAAAGGCAAAGAGCAAGCAUCCUUCUUCUCAGCCUACGCCCCAGCCAACUUCUCGUGCCCUGUCGCCAACUGCGCCUCCAGGACAGGUUGGUAAGAAACGCAUCCGGAACGUCGCAGGAGCGGGAUCGGUUAGCGAUGCUGAUGGGGGAGCCGCCUCUGGAGGGGAGAUGAGUGAAAGUGGAAAAAUCAAGAAAUUGAAGCUUAACCCACCUGCAGCGACAUCACAAGGCGGAACUCCUCAAGGAUCCAGGGCAGGCAGUCCAACUCCUAUAGGCAGUAAGGGUCUCGCCGCAAGUCGUGCUAGCAGUCCCGAGUCACUGAGGGGGCAAAAUCGCAUCUCUACACCGGUACCUUCCGGGACUCUAAGCUUCCCGACUCCAGCAGAAAUCCAUGCCGCCAUACCUCAAACUGGUAUACUAAGCAGUGAUCUUCUGAAAAUUUUUCGGCCUCGCAUAGGCGAGUCGAAGGAGAAUCACCGCAAGUUCAUUGCAAUAGUCAAGGAUGUCGGGGUGUACGGAAAAGAGGACCGGCUAUUGCGACCAGGUGUACUGAAGGAUGGUCAGAGAUAA